AGCAUUACCCCAAAUAAACAAGACACUUGGGGCAGCAAGGUCACCUGUAGAAUACUUCAGAAGGAGUGAGCUUGCAAGCACUAAGCUCAAAAGCAAACAAAAGUCAAUGGGUGUAAGUGAGCACAAAUUGAUCCAGGAUGUAGCMACAAGAUGGAACAGCUCCUACURCAUGGUGAGUCGCCUCCUGGAGCAGCGGUGGCCAGUGACCGCAGUCCUUUCAGACCCAGAAAUAACAAAGACAUCAAAGCAUUACCUGGAUCUGAAGACUGGCCAGUGGGCCCUACUGGARGAACUGGAGCAGGUUCUGAAGCCCUUUGAGGAAGCCACUGUCUUUCUAAGUGCAGAAAAUGAUGUGACUAUCUCUACACUACCCCAGCUGGUGAACGCCCUCCAGAAGUCCACACAGAACAGAUCGUUUGAGUGUGCUCCAGUCAACGCUUUCCAAAYAACUGCAGAAGAGCAGAUAGCUUCAAGAUGGGUCAGUGAGACUACAUUCAGCGAGGAUGGUCCCAACGUGUCUCUACUUGCUGCUGCCCUCAACCCCAGGUACCGCAAGCUCAAGUUCCUGUCGCCAGACGAGAUCCUAAAAGUGCAAGUUAAACUUCAGGGUCUUGCACUUGAAGCCAAGCGAAGGAAUAAGGAACAGCUACAAGCUGGUUUGGAGCAGGAUGACCAGCCAGAGGGAGCACUUCCCAUCAAGGAGAGGAGGUCUCUGCURGACGUGUUGAUGGACACUGACUCAGAUSACGACAACAAUGAAAGAGACAAUGGCCAGGAAUAUGAUGGCGAAAUGGUGAGGAAGGAGAUGCUCAUGUACUUUGGUGAGUACCAUUGUCAAAAGGACAAGAGCACACUGCWGUGGUGGAAGGAAAAUGCAGUAAAAUUGCCCACCCUGGCUCUGCUGGCCAAAUCAUAUUAAGCUGUCCCUGCAACAUCAACUCCAUGUGAACGCCUCUUCUCAGCUGCUGGGAACAUUGUGACCAAAAAAAAGAGCAAGCCUGACUUCUGAGCACGUAGAUAUGCUCACAUUCCUGCACUUCAAAGCCCAGUUUAGACUUUACGAGAGACU
This is a messenger RNA of Austrofundulus limnaeus, 1069 nucleotides long. Its product is annotated as zinc finger BED domain-containing protein 1. Gene Ontology annotation, biological process: regulation of transcription by RNA polymerase II. Gene Ontology annotation, cellular component: nucleus. The record is from RefSeq and is a predicted model, not a curated record. NCBI's taxonomy places the organism in Eukaryota, Metazoa, Chordata, Actinopteri, Cyprinodontiformes, Rivulidae. The transcript has 2 exons. Bases 107 to 919 code for a protein of 270 amino acids.